Molecule: messenger RNA, 1224 nt
Organism: Leucoraja erinaceus (little skate)
Lineage: Eukaryota; Metazoa; Chordata; Chondrichthyes; Rajiformes; Rajidae
Product: basic proline-rich protein-like
Exons: 5
Source: RefSeq, a predicted model, not a curated record
CCCCCCCCUCAUCCUCCCCCCCCUCCUCCCCCCCCCCUCCCUCCCCUCUCCUCUCCCCCCCCUCUCCCUCUCCCCCCCCCUCCUCUCCCCCCCCCUCCUUCCUCUCCCCCCCCCCCCCCCCCUUCCCCCCCCCCCCCUCCCCCUCUCCCCCCCUCUCCUCUCCUCCUCCCCCCCCCUUCUCCUCUCCUCCCCCCUUUCCUCUCCCCCCCCUCUCCCUCUCCCCCCUCUCUCUCUUCCCUCCCCCUCUCCUCCCCCCUCCCCUGCCCCCCUUCCUCUCCCCCCCCUUUCCUCUCUCCCCCCCCCCCUCCUCCUCCCCCCCCUCUCCUCUCCCCCCCUUUUCCUCUCCUCCCCUCCCCCCCCUCCCUCCCCCCCUCUCCCCCCCCCCCCCCUCUCCCUCCCCCCCCCUCCUCCCCCCCCCUCCCUCUCCCCCCCCCUUUCCUCUCCCCCCCCCCCUCCUCUCCCCCCCCUCCUCUCUCCUCCCCUCCCCCCCCUCCCCCCUCCUCCCCCCCUCCUCCCCCCCCUCCUCUCUCUCCCCCCCCUUCUCCUCUCCCCCCCCUCUCCUCCCCCCCCCCCUCUCCUCUCCCCUCCUUCCUCCUCUCCCCCCCCUCCUCUCCCUCCCCCCCCUUUCCUCUCCCCCCCCCUCCCUCUCCCUUCCCUUCCUCCUCUCCCUCCCCCUCCUCUCCCCCCCCUCCCUCUCCCCCCCCUCUCCUCUCCCCCCCCCUUUCCUCUCCCCCCCCCUCUCCUCUCCCCCCCCUCUCCCUCCCUUUCCUCUCCCCCCCUCUCCCCCCCUCCUCUCCCCCCCCCCCCUCCCCCCCCCCCCCCCCCCCCCCCCCCCCCCCCCCCCCCCCCCCCCCCCCCCCCCCCCCCCCCCCCCCCCCCCCCCCCCCCCCCCCCCCCCCCCCCCCCCCCCCCCCCCCCCCCCCCCCCUCCCCCCCCCCCCCCCCCCCCCCCCCCCCCCCCCCCCCCCCCCCCCCCCCCCCUCCCCCCCCUCCCCCCCCCCCCCCCCCCUCCUCUCCCCCCUCCCCCUUCCCCCCCUCCUCUCUCCCCCCUCCUCCCCCCUCUCCCCCCCCCCUCUCCCCUCCCCCCCCUCUCCCUCCCCCCCCCUCCCUCUCUCCUCUCCCCCCUUUCCUCUCUCUCCCCCCCCCCUCCCCCCCCCCCCCCCCCCCCCCCCCCCCCCCCCCCUCCUCUCCCCUCCCUCCCUCUCCUCCCCCUCCUCUCUCUCCU